AAAUCUCUGGGGAGAGUGGAAAAGCGAGCAGGGGCACAAAAAGAAAAUACUUGAUUCGGAGGUAAUAAAUUUGAAAACUUUUGAAAUUCCUCCGCUCUGAAUCGGAAGUUGUUGCUCCAGAUUCCGGUGGGUUUUGCUUAGAAGUUGGAUACGAUUUAGGGCUUUUCGAUGAGAUGGCGGAGCAGAGGAGCAACGGCAGGUGGAACUGGGAGGUGAGUGGGUUCGAGACCAGGAAGUUAUCUUCUUCGACCGCUUCGUCGUUCGAGGAGGGCGAUCACCGGCCGGAUUUUCUCGAGAAAGAGAGAGAAAUCCAGGAUCUGAAACAAGAAAUCGUGGGUUUAAGACAAGAACUCAAAGAAGCGAAUGAUCAAUGUGUUUUGCUCUACGAUGAAGUUCAGAAGGCGUGGAAAGUUUCAUUUACACUGCAAUCAGAUCUCAAGUCAGAGAAUUCUAUGCUUACAGACAAACACAGGAUAGAGAAGGAGGAGAAUGCUCAGCUAAGGAAUCAGAUAGCUCAACUUUUACAGACCGAACAGGAACUGAAGAUUCAGAUACAGCAACAGAAUUCCACCAUUCAAAAUCUCCAGGAUAAAAAUAAAGGUUUAGAAUCACAACUGAGUGAAGCAUCUCGCUCUGAUACGACAACGUCAGUAAAUGCCUUGGAACCUCAAUCCAGAGAGGCAGGGGACACUACAGAUUCUUCUUCAGUUACCAAGAAACUUGAGGAAGAACUGAAGAAACGCGAUGCCCUGAUCGAGAAAUUGCAUGAAGAAAAUGAGAAAUUGUUCGACAGAUUAACAGAAAGGUCCAUGGCUGUUUCUACCCAGACAUCUAGUCCCUUAUCAAAAGCCUCCGCAAAGGUUCAACCUUCAGACGUUCAGAGGGGAAAUAGUAUGACUGAAUCAUUUUCAACAGAUGCAACUGCAUUACCGUCUUUACCGGAUAAGAAUGGUGGUGCUUUAGUAAAAGUGGGCUCUGAUAUAAUAAAAUCCACCCCUGCUGGAGAGUACUUGACGGCUGCAUUGAAUGACUUUGAUCCCGAACAAUACGAAGGUCUGGCUGCUAUUGCUGAUGGCUCGAACAAGCUUCUAAUGCUGGUUUUGGCAGCUGUCAUCAAGGCGGGUGCUUCCAGAGAGCAUGAAAUCCUUGCUGAGAUUAGAGAUGCCGUCUUUUCAUUUAUCCAGAAGAUGGAACCCAGAAGAGUAAUGGAUACAAUGCUUGUUUCUCGAGUCAGAAUACUGUACAUAAGGUCCUUACUUACCCGAUCACCUGAACUUCAGUCCAUUAAGGUUUCUCCUGUUGAGUUGUUUCUGGAGAAGCCUGCUGGCCGAAGUAGAAGCUCUAGCAGGGGUAGCAGCCCAGGCAGAUCGCCAGUUCGAUAUGUUAGUGAACCGAUUCAAGGCUUCAAGGUGAAUAUAAAGCCGGAAAAGAAAAACAGGUUGGUGUCAGUGGUUUCAAGAAUACGUGGAUUUGAGCAGGAUGCGAUGAGGCAGCAAGUAACGGGAGGAAAACUGAGGGAGAUCCAAGAUGAAGCGAAAAGUUUCGCGAUUGGAAACAAGGCACUGGCUGCGCUGUUUGUUCACACUCCGGCUGGUGAAUUGCAGAGAAGGAUCAGGUCGUGGCUUGCUGAGAACUUUGAGUUUCUUUCCGUCACAGCAGAUGAUGCUUCGGGAGGAACCACUGGCCAACUCGAGCUUCUUUCCACGGCAAUUAUGGAUGGUUGGAUGUCUGGAUUAGGUGCCGCCUUGCCUCCCCACACAGAUGCUCUCGGCCAGCUUCUUUCUCAAUAUGCUAAACGAGUCUAUACCUCUCAACUGCAACACCUCAAGGAUAUUGUGGGAACAUUGGCGACGGAAGAGGCAGAAGAUGCUGCUCAAGUAGCGAAGCUUCGAUCUGCUCUUGAGUCUGUUGACCACAAAAGAAGAAAGAUUUUGCAACAAAUGAGAAGUGAUGCAGCCUUACUUGCACUGGAAGAAGGCAGUUCUCCUGUUCAAAAUCCUUCUACCGCAGCCGAAGACUCAAGAUUGGCGUCUCUCAUUUCUCUUGACGGUAUACUGAAGCAAGUCAAGGAUAUUACAAGACAAGCCUCUGUGAAUGUCCUGAGCAAAAGCAAGAAGAAAGCAUUGCUUGCCUCUCUUGAUGAGCUCGAAGAACGGAUGCCUUCCCUUCUUGAUAUCGACCAACCAUGUGCUCAAAGGGAUAUUGCUACAGCAUCCCAAUUGGUCAAGUCAAUUCCCGAACAAGAGGACGAUCUUCUGGAACCAUCACAUGCCAGGAGACUCUCUAUAGAUUCAAUAUCCUCUACCGAAACCGAUGUAUCUCAGUGGAAUGUUCUGCAGUUCAAUACUGGCUCUACAGCUCCAUUCAUCGUAAAAUGUGGAGCAAACUCAAACUCAGAACUCGUGAUCAAAGCAGAUGCACGAGUUCAAGAACCUAAGGGAGGCGAAAUCAUGAGAGUUGUCCCGAGACCUUCAGUUUUAGAGAACAUGAGCUUAGAGGAGAUGAAACAAGUGUUUGCUCAAUUACCCGAAGCUCUUAGCUUGCUUGCCCUAGCCAGGACAGCUGACGGGACAAGAGCUCGGUACUCUAGGCUCUAUAGAACUCUGGCCAUGAAGGUUCCUUCACUCAGGGACCUUGUCGGGGAGCUUGAAAAGGGAGGGGUGCUCAAAGAUGUCAAGUCAUGAAAUUGCAAAAAAAAAAAGGGUUUCACAGAUCACCCAGUAUGUGGUGUGGAGUCUUGUUCUGUAUGUAUUGGUUUUUGUGUUUGUAUCUGUUGUUCUCUGUUUGUUGUGCUGUAAUGGCUGUAUCAUGUGCAAUACAAUGCAUUCCCAUCUCAUUAUUCUCUUCAAGAAUUUUUCAGACAGA
This is a messenger RNA of Tarenaya hassleriana, 2865 nucleotides long. Its product is annotated as kinesin-like protein KIN-14B. The record is from RefSeq and is a predicted model, not a curated record. The transcript has 13 exons. Lineage: Eukaryota; Viridiplantae; Streptophyta; Magnoliopsida; Brassicales; Cleomaceae. The coding region runs from base 174 to 2684 and encodes 836 amino acids.